Messenger RNA from Brassica rapa (field mustard), 2753 nucleotides. RefSeq lists its product as uncharacterized. Lineage: Eukaryota; Viridiplantae; Streptophyta; Magnoliopsida; Brassicales; Brassicaceae. The record is from RefSeq and is a predicted model, not a curated record.
UCUAGUAAAGUUAAAAUUUAAUAAAUAAAUAACACUGACACAUACUAUUAUCAAAGUGGUAUGAAUUUAGGUAUCGUACAAAUUUAUAUACACACCUAGUUAAUAACUGUAACGCAGUCGUCCAACCGCCCACGGCUAAUUGAUUUUUCUUGACCAACUUUGGAAAAUUAACGCCCGUUCGCUUAAUCUGUGGACCCAUCCUAUUUUAACGGUUGGUGUGUUAAUUUUUUCAAGGUUCGAAAUCAUUGUAUACUGACCCUAUAAUCACCACAUGACCUUUUUUUGUGCUUUGGCCUCACUCAAAUAGUAUCACGAAUCACUUUCCGAUAGGUCAUCCAUCCUUUUACUACUUUAGCCCAACACGCUUAACCUUGGAGUUAUAAACGGAUGUAUGACGGAAAAAAUAAGUCAACUAUAGUAACAUAGAUACUCAAAUCAAUUCUUUUAAGUCUUUUCUAUAUAUCACAACUCGGGAUGUUACAAUAACAUUAAAACAGCUAUUGAAUUUUGUGAAGUGUGUUGUUCGGUUCAACUCUAGCCGGAGGCAAAUGGAGAAUAGUGGUGAUUUUGCUGUCUUUUGGAGUCUUUUUGAGUGCACAAUUACACAAACACUUCAGAUGUUUAGCUAUGGAUGGAGACCUUUUCACCGUUAGAUUGAGCUCAUCUUUUUACACAAUGCUACCGGUCUGAGGUCAAUCAGCAUCAUGUGGCAGAAGUUAUGCCCAUUUUACUAAAGAGUGGUCAGCCUGUCUUGCGAGAGGAAGUUGUCGAGGAGAUGAAGGACUGUUGAUCGACGGUGCACCCUUGCCAUCGAUCGACGGUGAUGCCAGAACGUGGACCAAACAUAUUUCAAGACCAACUGAAGCCAUAAGCCACCCAAAGUUACCAAAAUACUCAUGGACGACCAGAAAUCCUAUUUAUGUAUUUCUAAAUCAUUAUUGACGGCUACACGCUAUCUAUUAUCCUAUUAUAUUGUUUUCUCUUAUGUUUGGAGAGAAGAUUAAUUCUCCUUCAGAGAUUGAUUGGAACUCCAUUGGGUUUACCAUUGAUUUCUUAUCUAUUAUAUUAUUCAGACUAUGAUUUGUGUUAUUGAUUCUAUGCAUAAGUAAUCAUCUUAUUAGGUUUAGGUAUUUCGUGAGCUUAAUGUCAAACUUAUAAUCAAUUAGGAUUGCUAGAUUAUCUAUAGAUCUCUACACCAGGAUGAUUUGUAACACUAGGAUCUGGAAUAGUUAGAAUAGAACGACAGUGUGACUAAUUGUUUGAACCUAGAAUAAGAUAGUUGAGAGGCACAAAAGUGCAAUCAACUAACGGAACAUGAACUCUGUUGGAUUAGAUACCUAGGCGCGUACGAGAGUUGGUCUAGGAAUCUAACUGAACUUAAUCGAUUAGGUCGUUAAUGCUUGUUUGAGAAAGCAUCGAUCAACGCUCAGGCCAUAGCAUCGAUCGAUGCUCACUCCAAGUCAAUAAGCGACAGCUGAGACUGGACUUAAAAAUCUGAUUAGCAAUUGCAUGCGAAAGCUGGAUUGCUUACUUAUUAAAAUCGAGUUCUAGAAUUGAAUCUAUAAACCAUUAGCAUCCUUGAAUUGUAGUUUUGAAUCUCUUGAUUGAUAAAUCUCUAGGUCUAGCUAUUUCUCCUAAUUGUUUACAACCUCAAUCAACCAAUCGAACAACUACUUUGUUCACCUUUCUUUCAUUCAUUUACUGCUUUAUAAACAGUUUGCCUAGCUUAAUAUUGCUUUCUAUAGUCUAUUGUGUGCCCUAGCUCUCUGUGGAUUUGUUCCCUAAGAGCUACAAUUGAACCUCUUAUUUGAGUAAAAUCACUCCUUAGGGUAAUUUGAGUGAUAUCAAAUUUGGUGCUUUUGCCGGGGAGCAAGGAUUUGCCAAUAGACUUGAUUAAUAGGUUUAGUCUAGGUUUUAUUUCCUCUCAUUGUUAAUUACAUAAAAAAAUUUUUUGUCUUUCAGGUACAUGCCUAUCAGUACCAUAAGCAGCAAGGAGGAAUUACUUUUCUUCUCAGACCCAACAAGUUUGGAACGCUCAAUCCGCAAAGAGAAACACACAUCAUCGAUCGACACUACCUCUACUACGUCGAUCGACACCACCUUUACUACGUCGAUUGACACCACCUCUACGACGUCAAUCGACACUUCUGACAGAGCAACGAUUGACAGUUCAACUCGAACAUCGAUUGAUACCAAUCCGCGAGCAGACAUUGUUGUAUCACUUAUGCUACAGAGGGAUGAGAAUGGAGACUUGCAUGACCCUGGAGGUCAUCAGUGUAAUGCAGCAGGUCAGAAGAUAGAUGGACAAGGGACUGCAAUCCUUGAGCCAUUUGCUGCCCCCGAGGAUGCUAAAGUUCCUCUUCAGAGAUCGUUAGUAGAUUUGAUCAGGUUCUACACCAACAGGUCUGCGAUUCGACCUCUAAAAAUCCAGGGAUUUCAAAUACACCUCACACACUUCUCUCAUGUGGGUCGGCACCCUUAUCGUGGUCUUCCUGAUGAAAAUCCUUUGGAUCAUAUUGAGACACUCGAAGACUUUGUGUCUGGCAUCCAGGAGGAUGAAGCAACCAAAGACUACAUCAUCUGCAAGCUGUUCAGAUAUCACUACAAGAAAACAGCGGUAUUCUGACGGACGUUCCGACGGAAAAUGAAUUCCUCGGAAUAUACCGAGGAAUUUCCGAGGCAAUUCCGAGGAAACACAAAAUUUGGCUUCCUCGGAAUUUCCUCGGAAUAUUCCGACGGAAUUCCCUCGGAAU